Messenger RNA from Ylistrum balloti, 516 nucleotides. RefSeq lists its product as uncharacterized. The transcript has a single exon. Bases 1 to 516 code for a protein of 171 amino acids. Lineage: Eukaryota; Metazoa; Mollusca; Bivalvia; Pectinida; Pectinidae. The record is from RefSeq and is a predicted model, not a curated record.
AUGGGGCGGGGAUGGGGCGGAGGAUGGGGAGGGGGAUGGGGAGGGGGAUGGGGGGUGGGGCGGAGGAUGGGAGGUAGUUGGGGCGGGAAGGGGGGCGGAGGAUGGGAGGGAGUUGGGGUGGGGAUGGGGCGGAGGAUGGGUAAAUGGGGCGGAGGAUGGGGGGAGUUGGGAUGGGGAUGGGGAUGGGGCGGAGGAUGGGGGCGGAGGAUGGGAGGGAGUUGGGGUGGGGAUGGGGCGGAGGAUGGAGGGGGGAGUUGGGGGCGGGGCGGAGGAUGGGUGGAUGAGGCGGAGGGGGGGGAGUUGGGGGCGGGGAUGGGGCGGAGGAUGGGGGGGAGAGCUGGGGGGGAGAUGGGGCGGAGGAUGGGGGGAUGGGGCAGAGGAUGGAUAGAUGGGGCGGGGAUGGGGCGGAGGAUGGGGGCGGAGGAUGGGGGCGGAGGAUGGGUGAGAGGGAUGGGGGAUGGGGCGGAGGAUGGGAGGAUGGGGCGGAGGAUGGGGGCGGAGGAUGGAGGAGGGUGA